UCUUGACACAAUAAAACAUUCAAGAUGGCGAUGAGCAAAAGAGGAAACGUGCGGCUCCCUCCCGAGGUAAACCGCAUUUUGUACAUCAAGAAUCUUCCAUACAAGAUCACUGCAGAAGAAAUGUACGAUAUCUUUGGGAAGUAUGGAGCAAUCAGGCAAAUCAGAGUAGGGGUAAUGCCAGAGACUAAGGGAACAGCCUUUGUUGUAUAUGAAGACAUCUUUGAUGCCAAAAAUGCUUGUGAUCACCUCUCAGGGUUCAAUGUCUGCAACAGAUACCUUGUUGUCCUCUACUACCAGUCAACUAAGGCAUUCAAGAAAACUGACACUGACAAGAAGAAGCAAGAUAUUCAGGACAUGAAGGCCAAGUACGGGCUGAGCACACCAGAAAAGAAAUGACUUUUAUAUUUUGGAUGUACAUAGUGUAAAUACAUCAACAAACAUCAUCAUCAUUGUCAUCCUUCAUCAGCAGGAGCAUCCUCACAUUUCCAGGAUUACUGAUUCUCUAUAAAAUCAACGGUGCAGCAUUAGAUCAU
This is a messenger RNA of Haliotis rubra (blacklip abalone), 533 nucleotides long. Its product is annotated as splicing factor 3B subunit 6-like. Gene Ontology annotation, molecular function: RNA binding. Bases 25 to 396 code for a protein of 123 amino acids. The transcript has 5 exons. Gene Ontology annotation, cellular component: catalytic step 2 spliceosome; precatalytic spliceosome; U2 snRNP. Gene Ontology annotation, biological process: mRNA splicing, via spliceosome. NCBI's taxonomy places the organism in Eukaryota, Metazoa, Mollusca, Gastropoda, Lepetellida, Haliotidae. The record is from RefSeq and is a predicted model, not a curated record.